Molecule: messenger RNA, 960 nt
Organism: Aspergillus nidulans FGSC A4
Lineage: Eukaryota; Fungi; Ascomycota; Eurotiomycetes; Eurotiales; Aspergillaceae
Exons: 4
Coding region: 1-960 (319 amino acids)
Source: RefSeq, a predicted model, not a curated record
AUGCUAUAUCUGUUGCUAUUUAUAACCAUCCUCACUGUGACUACGAGAGCAGCUGAUGAUGAUAAUCACUUCACGAAUCCUUCCUCUUGGACAGGUAUCAAUCCGGAAUGGAAGUUAGGGGAAGAGCAGGUCAUUGCCUGGGAGACGACCCUAGAAGUGUUUAACAUCUCCUUCUGGCAGCAGAGUCUCUUUCAACAGACGGCAGCAAGUCAAGGAAACGUUUAUUCAAAAAUCCACGCCAGCGACAAGGUCACAAACUUCAGCUGGGUUGUCCAGCUCUAUGGCUUUGACUUGGACUACUCCAACGUUUUCUUUUUCUGGAUUAACUCUGAUACUCCGGAAGGAUUCACCUCCGCGUAUUUUAACAUCACCGAGCCGGAUCCUCCCUCGACAGGCACCGACAACGCCACUCUCUCGACGGCAUCCUCUAACGCCACCUCAACAACCUCGUCGAAUACAAGCCCAGUGAUCACGGACCCUUCAAUCUCCUCCCUACCUCAGGCCGCCGACGAGAGGGAGCCCGGACUGACAACAACUGCCAAAGUUGCACUCGGUGUAGGGUUGGGUGUCGGCCUUCCGAUCCUAGGCGCCUUAGCAGUACUCAUCUGGCAAAGAUCACAAUCGAUUGACGGUACCCUAAAAGGCGAUAAUGGCUUCCGCCAACCAGGGGUAGCUGAGCUGUUGGGGGGAAUACUUUACAAGUGUCAGCUUAGGGUGGAAUUCUGGUCAAAAACAUUGAUCUACUCUCAGUGGGACGGAUUCGCACUUGACCAGAUCAAGUUCUCACAAUGGCCGUCGCCAUUGUCCCGCAAGAAAGGCGUGACUCUCCUCGACGCGACAGCCAACGCGGCCUUUGAUGUCUAUACAAUUGUAGACAAUCCAGAGAGCGUGCCGAUGGCUAAACCCCAGUGUUUCUGGAAAAGUGCCGCACUGACAAGCGUUGCGCACUUGUUUGCAUAA